This is a messenger RNA of Harpia harpyja (harpy eagle), 1979 nucleotides long. It is a transcript of the gene MED18, whose product is annotated as mediator complex subunit 18. The coding region runs from base 72 to 698 and encodes 208 amino acids. Gene Ontology annotation, biological process: termination of RNA polymerase II transcription; regulation of transcription by RNA polymerase II. Gene Ontology annotation, molecular function: transcription coregulator activity. Gene Ontology annotation, cellular component: mediator complex; core mediator complex. The transcript is spliced from 2 exons. The record is from RefSeq and is a predicted model, not a curated record. NCBI's taxonomy places the organism in Eukaryota, Metazoa, Chordata, Aves, Accipitriformes, Accipitridae.
CGCCUUCGCGCCGCUCCCUCCGCCGCCCGCCCUCAGCCCCGCAGCCGGCUCGGAGUGCCGCGGCCCGCGCGAUGGAGGCCCCCCCCGUGACCAUGAUGCCCGUCACGGGCGGCACCAUCAACAUGAUGGAGUACCUGCUGCAAGGGAGCGUGUUGGACCAGAGCCUAGAGAGCCUGCUGCACCGCCUGCGCGGCCUCUGCGACAACAUGGAGCCAGAGACCUUCCUGGACCACGAGAUGGUGUUCCUGCUGAAGGGGCAGCAGGCCAGCCCCUUCGUGCUGCGGGCACGGCGGUCCAUGGACAAAAGUGGGAUGCCCUGGCAUUUGCGCUACCUGGGCCAGCCCGAAAUAGGUGACAAGAACCGCCACGCGCUGGUGCGCAACUGCGUCGACAUCGCUACUUCAGACAACCUGACGGACUUUCUGGUGGAGAUGGGCUUCCGCAUGGACCACGAGUUUGUGGCCAAAGGGCACAUGUUCCGCAAGGGCAUCAUGAAGAUCGUGGUGUACAAGAUCUUCCGCAUCCUAAUGCCAGGAAACACGGAGAGCAUCGAGCCGCUCUCCCUCUCCUACCUGGUGGAGCUCAAUGUGGUAGCGCCAGCAGGACAGGAUGUCGUUUCUGAUGACAUGAGGAAUUUUGCUGAGCAACUGAAGCCUCUAGUGCACUUGGAAAAAAUCGACCCUAAAAGGCUAAUGUGAUUGAAAAGCUGGGCAGUUAAGGGAUGGGGUUUGUUCGUGUUCCUGAAGAGGGUGCUUUUUCUAAAAAGGCUUUUGAGGGCAAACCAAAACAGGGGGAGGGGAAUAAAGGACUACACAUCAAUGUUUUGUCCACUGCAAUUACUGAGUGUGUUUUCUCCUUCAUUUGUGGAUGUGAACAGAAGCAGACACUUUAAUACCAUUCAAAAGAUCAGUAAAUGCUAAGAGUGGUAGUUUUCCUUCUCCUAUUGGGGAGAUAUGUGUUAGAAAGCAUAUUGCCUAACAAUCCAAAAACAUCAAGAGUUACUGGAAUUCAGCCUUCUGUGUACCCACAGCACCAUUCAUGUAUCCUACCUAGUCAUCCAAAAUUUUCUUUUAAGUAACACAUGAAGUUAAUAUCCUUUAAGGCAGGAGGUGUUAACACAAGCAUAAACCCAAGAACUACACAGUAUAAAAGAGCAAGAGUAUACCUGUUUACAACAGAGUAGCAAAGUAAUAGCACAUGUAAGGGGAACAGCUAGGACACAAGGUACAUUCUAGUGAAACUGUUUCUGAUAUAACCAAAGUUAGAACUGGAAACCAAUUUAGCAAUGUUACAAUUGCAAGAGGUUUUCAAAUCUUUUAAGGCUGUUCCAUGUUUUUCACUGAAGCUGAGUGUGGCAGUCUUGGUUGAUGAGAAAGCAGUAAAUUACAUGGUUUUUUUUAUCAUCAGACUUCUCACACCUGGCAGCAAUAUUGAAAAUUGACAUAUUAAACAAUUAAGAGCAUCAUACAGCUGCUAAUUCACCUGGUGAUGAUUGUUUAGCACCUCUCUUGAAAGCAGGAUGCUUAAGUUACUCUCCCCAUAUUUCAAUGAUAUUUGAAUUAGGUUUGAGAGUUUUCAAAUACAGUUCAAACAAAAAAAGGUUGGGAAAAGCAGCCAAAGCAGCUUAUUUAAAUUUCUCAAGUUCUUUACAGAAGGCAUCCAUUUUACCCAUUACUAAAAUGCACCAAUCUCUGUCAGAGACAUUGCCACCCUUCAGCACCACACAACUCUCUGUGACAACUAAAGGCAAAGACCACUCCUGCAAAAAGCUUAAAAAAAAAAAAAGCCUUUUAAGUUAACAGCUACGUUUUCAACACCAGAGUUUGGACAAGAUAAGCCACAGCAACUGGAUUAGUGCUUACCGAGUGCAGCAUCUGAAGUGUUCCACUCAUACACGCUCUACAUACCAGGCAUAGGGACAACUGAGUACUUGUACACCUGCUGGAGAACACCAUUGUUGAAUACAUAGCAAUGAUUUC